Molecule: messenger RNA, 3781 nt
Organism: Sander lucioperca (pikeperch)
Lineage: Eukaryota; Metazoa; Chordata; Actinopteri; Perciformes; Percidae
Product: SWI/SNF-related matrix-associated actin-dependent regulator of chromatin subfamily E member 1-like
Exons: 11
Coding region: 264-1730 (488 amino acids)
Biological process (GO): negative regulation of DNA-templated transcription
Cellular component (GO): SWI/SNF complex
Molecular function (GO): nucleosomal DNA binding; nuclear receptor binding
Source: RefSeq, a predicted model, not a curated record
AACAAGUCCGAUUUUGUGCGAAAAUUUUACUUAUUUCUAGAGUAUUGCUGAUUUAAUAACCUAAUAUUAUUUUAUUGAGCUAUUGAUUGUAUUGAAGUAACUCCACAUUUAUUCUGAAAACAUCCUUUCCCGGCCAGAACAAAAUUAACACUUCCGGUUUGUGUGUGAAAGGCGGAACAAGCGGCCCAACGGAGGGAACAAAGGACGAUUGAGUUAACAAAUAUGGAAAUAGCCUCCUCUACUUAGCCAAGUCUCCAGCCACGAUGUCAAAACGACCAUCCUACGCCCCUCCCCCUCCCCCUGCCCCGACAACACAAAUGCCUUCCACCCCAGGCUUUGUGGGCUACAACCCUUACAGCCAUCUGGCCUACAACAACCUCCGGCUGGGAGGGAGCUCCGGAGGCUCCAGCAGGAACUCCUCAGGCGUCACGGUCCCAAAGCCUCCCAAGCCUCCAGACAAGCCACUGAUGCCUUACAUGCGGUACAGCCGGAAGGUAAGCAGGAAGGUAUGGGACCAAGUGAAGGCAUCCAACCCCGACCUGAAGCUGUGGGAGAUUGGAAAGAUUAUCGGAGGGAUGUGGAGAGACCUGACUGAUGAGGAGAAACAGGACUACCUGAACGAGUACGAAGCUGAGAAGAUUGAGUAUAACGACUCUCUAAAGGCCUACCACAACUCACCAGCCUACCUGGCCUACGUCAACGCCAAGAACCGCGCAGAGGCCGCAAUGGAGGAGGAGAGCAGACAGAGGCAGAGUCGUAUGGACAAAGGAGAGCCGUACAUGAGCAUUCAGCCCGCCGAAGACCCCGAUGACUACGAUGAUGGUUUUUCGGUGAAGCACACAGCAGCCUCUCGCUUCCAGAGGAACCACCGGCUCAUCAGUGACAUCCUCAGUGAGAUUGUGGUGCCAGACGUCCGCUCGGUGGUCACCACGGCCCGCAUGCAGGUCCUUAAGAGGCAGGUCCAGUCUCUCAUGGUGCACCAGAGGAAGCUGGAGGCAGAACUUCUGCAGAUUGAGGACCGCCACCAAGACAAGAAAAGACGUUUCCUGGAGACCACCGACUCAUUCAACACUGAACUGAAGCGGCUGUGCAGUCAGAAGGUGGAGGUGGACAUGGACAAGCUGGCAGCGGAGAUGGCUGCGGCUGAAGAGGCGGCCAGGCGGCGGGCGGAGGAGAGGGAGCGCGAGGCGGCCGAGCAGGCGGAGAAAGCCGCCCAACAGGCGCAGCAGCAGCAGCAACAGGAGACUGCUGGAAACAAGGCUGCAGAGCAGGGCGGUGCUAACGCUAGCAGCCCAGCUAACCCCACCUCAGGGACCAAGGAGGAGGACAAGCCCACACCAAUGGAGACAGAUGAGGCAGUACCUGCAGAACCCUCCUCAGACCCCCAGCCCGCUCCACCUCCUUCAUCUGACCCCCCCUCCUCUGCCUCUGACAAAGCCACCCCUCCCCCCGAGCCCCCCAGGGAGAGCAGCACCCCUACCAGCAUUGCCCCCAGCGACGACAGCAGCAGCAGCAGCAGCAGCAGCAUGCCCCCCCCCUCCUCAGAGAGCGCCCCGGGAGCAACAGCCCCGGCGGUCCCGGACCCCCCGGCGGCCCAGGAAGCCAACACCAGCGCGCCUAAUCCCAACGUGGCCGCAGCACCUCCGCCCGCCCCCGCCUCGGACGAGCCAGCCCCUCCGCCGCCGCCACUUCUGCCCCCCAGCCAGGGCAGCCAGCCGUAUGACAUGUAGUAGUGCGUUUUUGUUAGAUACACAGUGGUAACCAUAGAAGUCCUCCUCGCGCUGCAGCUCUGCCUGGGCGGAGCAGCAGCGCUGUGGUCGCGCAGCAGCCAAGGUGUGGGAAGCAGCGAGACGUCUAUGCUGGCUCUGUCAUCGACAGAUCUUGUGAAUGGGCGGUGCUGAAUGCUUGAGGGGUCUGAGAGUAUGCUCAAUAAACAGUUACACACAUGUAUUUCACAUACAAGAGUGAUAAAGGCUUUUCAUCAUCCAGCCUCAUGUAGCCGGGCCAAGCCCCAAGCUGUUGGGGUAACACGGGAUAAUUGGGAUUUCACUUAAAUCUGCGUAGGUUUUCCUUUUUUUUUUUUUUUUUUUUUUUUUAUAUAAAUGUACUCCGCUUAACCUGGUUUGGUGACCGAAUGAAUUGGAAUUUCGUACGAAAUUUGACCGGGUUUGUGUUCCAGGUGCCGUGCAAGCCAUUCCUCUUUUCUUACAAUGUCACUUGAUGGAUUUGUGUCAAAUAACCACACAGACUUCAAACAGGAUGCUCUGGGGCUGUUAAAUGGCAAGUGGUCAGCAGUAACCCCGCUGGCUGCUUGGCCGUCACAUACAGGCAUCCAACUCAACGCCUGCCGUCACUGUGACUGCCGUCUGCUCCUCAUUGUCGUAAAAAACAUCCAUCAGUAAAUCCUACGGUGCGUUUCCAGUUGGCAGAGAAAAGCAGCAAACGCUCUCAUUUAAGAGGCUGGAACUACAGAAUGUUCAGCAUUUUCGCUUGGCAAUUUGAAAUUAAAAAAACAACCGACCAACCUCUUAAUUGAUUAUCAACAUAGUUACCGAUUGUUGAUGAACUCGUUAAAUCUCGUUGAAGCUAUGAUUCUGCGUCACCGUGAGGGGGCACUCGUUGCCAGCUGCUCCAUAAUACUUCCUCGUCUAUGAAACCAGGAGAGAGAGAAAGUGAUUUCAGCAGUAGUUUGUAGGGAGAGUGCAUGCUGAUGGCUGUUUUUUUUAGUUUUUUUUUAAAUUUACACUCAAAUGUAAACCUCCAGUAACUCCCACUGUUCCACAUAGAGUUCUUUCUAUAGCGCUCAGUUUUGAUGUAUAAACAUUUAAAUCAGCCCUUAUGGUUUCCUUAAAUAAGGCCCCAGCUGCAAACUUAAAGGGGUACAUUUCAUAAACAUAAUUCAUGUUCUGAGUCUCAAUUGUCUGAAGCUCAGCGUACGUUCUCCCCUCCAAUUUUAAAACCUCAAUCUUGUAUCAGUUUGUGUGAUUUGCAAAACUACUGUUACUGCUUUUUCUCUGUGUUUUUUAGAGAUCUAGUGGAACCUUUUAGAUUAAUGUACUCAAAUUCAGCCUUUUAUAUUGAUAUAAACAUUAACUCUGGAAUUGGAUGCCAUCUUCUAACAUGUUUCAGUUUGACUGGGGAUGACGCACCUUGUGAUAGUUUCCAGGUCUGAAGUUAGUAAGGGAGCAAGGCACAUUUUAAAUUACUGUGGUGCACUCGCAUUCUGCAUGCUAUACUAUAUACUAACCAGGAUCCUGCAAGCAUUGAGGUCGAGGAAAACUGUUAUUGAGGUUGAAGUGUAAGACAAAACACGCAACGUGUGCAAGAAACACACAAAAAAAAUGAAAUGAUAGGCAAUAGUUAUUAAUGAUAGUUUCCAAGGUGCUUCAUUAAAAUCUGUGGCUGGUGAAGUGACUUGCAUCGAGUAUAAAAAGUUGACAUUGCUGUUUGUUCCCCUGUAUAAAUCACAUUUAUGUAAAAAGACCUGACACAUUUCUCACUUAGCAUUUAAUCUGUAAGAGCUUCUCCAUUAAGUUGAGGCUAUUUAUUUUUUAAAGACCGUUCCUCCUUUAGACUGCAUACUCCUCCUGUUUACACCACAAGCAGAGAAAUGCACACGCUAUCCUCAUCCAAAUGUAACCUCAGUCACUUGUGCAUUUAAAGGACUGUUUUCUUACUUGGGACUGUUUUUAGUAAUAAGCCUGUUUUAUUUUUUGUUUUUUUGCAUCUUUCUUUUGUACUGUCUGAACUUCUCUAUCCAAAUAAAGAUGAUUUCUCAGUC